AUGCCGUCCCUAAACCGGAAAGUUUGUACUGCAAACAAAUACUUUAGUUUAAUUUCCACGGCGCCCAAACUGCUUGGAAACGCAUUUCGAGCUGGCUCCCGAACUCCAGGCCAAGCCCAAUUGCAGUUUCGAAGGCAUGCUAAACACAUGCUUGGUUUCAACAAAUCCGGAGCUCAAUCCAAUACAAUGCCUUCCCUAAACCCGAAAAUCGUACUGCAAAGAUGCUUUCGUUUGGUUUCCAGUGCCCCAAAAUGCAUUUUCACGGCUUGCAAAACGCAUGUAUUGCUGUUUCAGUUUUUGCUGGUGUUCCUUGCCCAGCUGUCACUAGGCAUGGGACACUGGAAAAUGAUGUUUGCCCGUGCAGGCACCCCGAUCCUCAACAUGAGAUCUGCAGGACUUCAGAUUGCUCGGAGUUCCAGGUAA
Molecule: messenger RNA, 423 nt
Organism: Symbiodinium necroappetens
Lineage: Eukaryota; Dinophyceae; Suessiales; Symbiodiniaceae
Source: the annotation of a GenBank genome assembly